AUGACGACUGUUUUUCACAUAACCUUAAGACCUAUUUUAAUUUUAUCCAAGUGUAUAGGUUUAAUUGAUAUUUCGUAUAUCGUGGAACCAACUGGUUUAUUGGAUCGAAAUAGUGUAAACUCAACGAUUCACGGACUUCUAGAAAUUGCGAGAAUGAUUAUUUUAAUGGCAUGCACUUUUAUAUAUUUUUAUCAGUUUGAUCAAGAACUUCAUAUACUUCAAAUUAUUUAUGUGGUUAAAUUUUGGUUUAUCAUUGUUGCAGCUAGAAUUUCAACAAUAUGGAUAAUCAAAUUUAUUAAUGGCAUUAUCGAGUUUGAUCGAAAAACCACACCACUUUCAACAAAUUUGAUGAACCCAAAUCGUUCAUGGACAAAAAGACGUUGGGAAACGAUUUAUAUUUCGUUAUGUGCAUACUUUAUUGGCUAUAAAUUCUUACAUAUUUUUUUUUGGCCUGUUCAGAUAGAAAACAUAGUAUUAUUGGCAACCCAUUCAAUAUUCACUAUACCAUAUGUUAUGGAUUAUGUAGUUACGAUAUCUUCGUGUUUCUUUCUUCAAAACUUGUAUGUUAGAUUCCAGACGUUAAACGAUUUUUGGAAAUGUCUUCCUGUUGACUUAGAUGCCGUCCCCGGCCAAUGGACACACAUCGAAAUAGUAGAUUUGAUGGAGAAUACGCGGCUGUUGCACUCCGAACUAUGCGACCUGUUAAAAAUGUUUAGUCUUGGUUACGGUCCAUUACUUUUGGGUUUCUUCACGUCCAGCUAUAUCGGUUUGCUUAUCAGUGUUUAUUAUAUUGUUAACAAGGAAACUUUCUUCAGCUCAUCCGCAAAUGCUUGGGAACAUAUAUUACCACUGAUUAUCCACUUACAAAUUCUCAUGUUUUUGAUGUCUAUUAUAGUUUUUGUUUCAUUCAUAAAUGAGAAGAGACUGCAGAUGAUAUCAUACCUACGGUUAUACCGUAUUUCAAAUUUACAUUUGGAUAAAAAACGACAGAUCAAAAUGUUUAUGAAUCAAAUAUCUGUAUGUGAUUCGGACCAAAUUUCAGCAUUCGGAUUUUUCAAUAUAAAUUUAAAUCUUGUCACAAUAAUACUCGUAUUGUUGAUGAGUGGAAUAAUCACAUUGAUACAGAUGAAAGAUCAUCCAAUGAUGUUGAAAUUCAACAAUGACACUAAAUCCUUCUUUCUAAAAAUAUAUACCACAAAAUACGAUUAAGUGCAUGUUACUUAUAUGUCUAUAAUAUAUUACCUAGUUUAUUUCGAUUGCAUUAUUGCAGUCAUAAAAAUACUGAAUCAAAUCUUUAUAAUUACAAAAUUGAAUAACAGAAUAUUAUAUUAUUAUUAUUCGGGCAUGGACCAAUUGCGACUAAAACAAAGUUUAGUUUAGGGUUAGGUUAG
Messenger RNA from Metopolophium dirhodum (rose-grain aphid), 1391 nucleotides. RefSeq lists its product as uncharacterized. Gene Ontology annotation, biological process: sensory perception of taste. The record is from RefSeq and is a predicted model, not a curated record. NCBI's taxonomy places the organism in Eukaryota, Metazoa, Arthropoda, Insecta, Hemiptera, Aphididae. Bases 1 to 1209 code for a protein of 402 amino acids. Gene Ontology annotation, cellular component: membrane. The transcript has 5 exons.